UAUCAAAACAAGAACGAACAACAAACCGGAGAAGAAAAUAACAACACUUCUUGAUAACAACAAGAAAGCAGAGGGACUAAUUAAGCAGAGGCAAGCCUGGCAAGCAAAAGGUGAUAAAAAAAGAAUUCAGCGGAGCGUUUGCAUUUGCAUACAAUCAAAACAUAAUUAAGAUAAUAUGUAAUGGCUCGAAGUCCUGCGGAUGGGAAAAAUCUGGAAAAUCUAAAAGCAAAUAAAACUGUCAUGGACCAGCAGAUAAAUGUAGCUCGGAGUGAGCUGAAAAACUUACGUCAGCAGAUUCAGUCGCUUGGACAUGUUCAUAAAAAAGAAAUGGAAAAAAUUAAGGACUUGCUGAAAGCUCCUGAAGUUUUCCUGCUCCAAGAACCGCCAAACUUGCUUGACGUCAGGACCAAAUCUGAGCAGCAACAACCCUCGUUAGAUCCAUCUCCUGCGGAACCACCAGACACUAUUUCGUUCCAGAUCAUCGGGCAUGUUUCUUCAUGGUUCACAGAGAAAAGAGGUACACCGAGGCAGCCAGGCGUCUGCAAAGAAAGCAUGGGAAAACUCACCCUGAAAAAGGAUCUAUUUACAAACCCGGAGCACACUCUGGACGGGCUGAACAAUUUUUCACACUUAUGGCUGAUUUUCCAUUUCCACAAAAAUUUAGCUACACAUGUUAAAGCUAAGGUUGCUCCUCCCCGACUUAAUGGAGAGCGAGUUGGGGUGUUCGGCACAAGAAGUCCUCACCGACCAUCACCUAUUGGACUCUCUCUUGUGAAGAUUGAGAACAUCGAAGGUGCAACAAUAUUAUUUUCUGGUGUAGACAUGGUUGACGGAACACCUGUGCUGGAUAUCAAGCCGUACAUCCCACACUAUGACAGCCCGUGGUGUUUGAGUCAAGAGGACGAUGAUGACGAGCCGACAGGAUCAGCAGGGCUCUACAGAGAGGUGGCAACUGGCAGUUCAAGCGACGAAGAGGCAAAUUACUUGUCUCCAAAAAAUAUCCCUGCUCCCAGCACUCCCAACAGAUCUGUGAGCUGUCGGGAAGAGCCCGACGGGGAAGAGGACUUGCCCGGUGCUGCUGCUGUUGGAGGCAAGCCGGUGGUGUGCACCCUGACACCUGCCAAGAACGAAACACAGCCCACCGUCAAGGUGCCCUCCUGGAUCGAACAACCCCCUGUGGUUCGAUUGAAUGUCAGAUUCAGUGAGAGGGCUGUUCUGCAGCUGGUAGAAAAUUGCCACGAUACAAAACACACAAUCUCAGCCAUCAGCAGUGUGUUACGAGAAGACCCUCGCUCUGUUUAUCUCCGCGAUCGAUGGGCAAAUCACUUUUACUCUUUCCUCAUCAAAGAUCUUAGCAUCAGUUGCAAGUUUGAUGACAGAGCUAAAAUUGUAACUGUUUUUCAAGUUAAACCCUCAAAAAAAUGUGAUCUUUGUGGAGAAAUGGAGUGGCAAUGUUCGAUUAAUGCAAAAUGUGAGUCAAAAAAAUAAAAAUCAGAUUUGCAAGGUGUUGUGAUAAGAAUUUAAACGCGCACAACAUAACUAUUGUACUACUUACAAUAUCAAAACGCAUAAAGUAAAUUGUAUCUUUGAAAGCUAAUAAAAAUAUCUAAAUUGAUUUAUGGAA
Messenger RNA from Neocloeon triangulifer, 1624 nucleotides. Its product is annotated as tRNA (adenine(37)-N6)-methyltransferase. The coding region runs from base 181 to 1488 and encodes 435 amino acids. The record is from RefSeq and is a predicted model, not a curated record. NCBI's taxonomy places the organism in Eukaryota, Metazoa, Arthropoda, Insecta, Ephemeroptera, Baetidae. The transcript is spliced from 5 exons.